Molecule: messenger RNA, 657 nt
Organism: Didymodactylos carnosus
Lineage: Eukaryota; Metazoa; Rotifera; Eurotatoria; Philodinida; Philodinidae
Source: the annotation of a GenBank genome assembly
AUGGAACGUGAUUUUUUAGCAUUAAAAGCAAAUCAACUACAAAUGAAAGUUGAUAUGCUAAAAGACUUUUCCGAUCCAUCCAAAACAAGCGAACAAAUAUUUGAUAAAUUAGUAAAUUAUAUUGAAAUAACAUCGCCUGAGAAUAAUCUUGAAUUAUUAUUAUGUCAAUUUGAAUAUUUAAAGUCUCUAUGUCAACACCAACAUCGAUCUCUUGCAGGAAAGAAUCUUCGACCAUUAUUAAAAAUAAUGUUUCGUAUAUUAUCAAAAAAUUCAAUUGAUGAAAUCCUGUUAAAUAUUGUUAACGCUUGUUUAGUGCAAUUAGUUGUGUUGGAUAUUGUUGAUUUUAAAUUAUUGAUCGAAACAUUAUUUGAAUAUUCAAAAUCAAACAACAAUAAUGAUGAUGAUGACAACAAUCAGUUGCAACAAUGGGCCAAACAUAUUUCUGAUAUUGUAUGGAAAACGAAUAAAGUUGGAUGUUUAAAAGUGUUGCACGCCAUUAUUUUAGACAAACGAAACGAUAAAUAUAAUCGAAAUUUGUCAUAUGAAUGUCUUAAGGAAUUAGCAAGAAGCAAAGAAAAUAUGGAUGAUCGAGCAAAAGAAAUUCUUUUAGAACUUUUUUGUGAUAUUCAACUCAAAUUAGAUUGCUCAUUUGAUUAG